This is a messenger RNA of Octopus bimaculoides (California two-spot octopus), 2866 nucleotides long. RefSeq names its product trophoblast glycoprotein. Gene Ontology annotation, cellular component: membrane. Gene Ontology annotation, molecular function: protein binding. NCBI's taxonomy places the organism in Eukaryota, Metazoa, Mollusca, Cephalopoda, Octopoda, Octopodidae. The record is from RefSeq and is a predicted model, not a curated record.
UCCCCACAAAAAAAUACAAAUUUAAUUCUUUAAUAACUAAUUAUGUGUGGGAAAAUUAUGAGUGCGGAACAGCCAUUCAAAGCCCAUCGUCUCGCUGCUGUUGUGCUACUUGCCUUAUGUUCGCAUUUUUAAACUUUCAACAUUGCUACUGGCAGACCGUCGCUAAAUAGGGUUCAUAUAACUUUAUGAACUUCAUUUGACAAAUUGAGGCUAAUCGGAAGAGUCGCAGCUUGACGUACCAUAUAUCUGGAAUCAUUUGUCAAUAAUACUAUUUGACUCGUUUUAACUCUAUCCAGUGUGAUGUGCAGCACCCACUGGAACCGCAAAACUUAAACUGACCACUUCCAGCUGCUAAAAUCUACUCUAUUAAGCUCCGUAUCUCACUUUCUUCACAUCGCACCUGGCAACAAUCCCAGAACAAUUUGCAAACAGAAAAUUAAUCAUUAUCUCUCUCUUUUUUUUUUUUUUUUGCUUUUUAUUUUUUCUAUCCGUGUCAUUUCCAUGAGAAAAAUCCUGAUAAUUAAAUGUAAAAUUCAAUUCAAAGUAUUGAUUAUAAAUCAAGUAAAAGCCUAUCUAAUUUAUUUCAGUUCCACUAUCUCUUUUAACAAAAUUUUUCAUUCAAUAAAUAGUUCGGAUUAAAUUUGUAGCAUAAUUUCUUAAUACUAGAAUAAUAUUUAAAAUUUCUGAGAAAACAAAGCAAAGUGUUAGAAAAAUAUAAUUCUAAUGAAAAUGGCUAAUUUUCUGAUUUGGUAUAUCUUUGCGGCCCCUGCUAUGGUGAUCGUUUGGCAAAUGGAUUUAGUUGACGCCGGUGCGAAAGCUAACAUGGAGGUAACAACAAUGGAACGAGCAGCAAAUACAAAUAACAGUAAAACUUCCCAAUGCCCAGCUGAAUUAUCCAACUGCCAAUGCAAUGCAACCAGUGUGGAGUGUAUAGAUACUGGCUUUACUAAUGCUAGUUUCUUUUUAUUCGUGCCACAUUCUGUACAGAGUUUAAUAGUGAGUGGCAACAACCUUACCGACCUCCCGGCUAACCUCUUCGGAGCAUGUGCCCAUAACACUUUUGGACACAAGUAUUCUGCUUUGAAAUAUUUAGAUAUGUCCAACAAUAACAUAAGAAGAAUCCACGGCAAAACAUUCCAUUGUCUGCCACAACUAGAGACAUUAAUACUGCGUAACAAUAAUUGGAAACUUUUAGAUAUUAGCCACACUGGAGUAUUUGAAGGGUUAACCCAACUUCGUGUUCUUGACUUGGACGAUACCUUAGCCAGCUGGAGUGGUCCUGAGAGCUCCGAAUACCUUAUCCGUUUACCGUACAUUUUAAAUAAGACCAGCACAACACUGGAAGAUCUUAAUUUGUCUAAUAAUGACAUUUUAGUAUUGACCAAUGAAACUAUGGAUAUGUUGUGUAACAUGGAAUCUCUGAAGAAACUAAAUGUAUCUCAUAACUAUUUAAUAGAGAUCAACCCGGAAUUGUGUACAUACAGCAUCGAACAGUUAGAUCUCUCUUAUAACGGGAUACUAGUUGGCUCCUUUCUUACUCAGUUCAACCAGUCCAUGCCUUAUCUUACAGAUUUAAGGCUCGGCCACAACAGUUACAGCUGCAGUUGUUAUUUGAAAGACUUUUAUGAAUGGUUAACGAAGAACCAAGAUAAAGUUGGGGAUGUAGAUAAUGUCACAUGUUCUUAUAGUUACAAAGACUUGUACCAGGGCAGGCAAGUACUCAGUCUGCAAGAAUCGGACUUGAAGUGUGAGAAGCACAGUGGUGUUCACUUGGAAACCUCAUAUAUUAUAUUUGCUUUCAUUGCUUGUACUGCUCUCAUUGUUCUCUAUCUCAACAGAGGUAGUAUUAAGCGGGUAUUUAAACGAUGUGUCGCUCCUUACAUCACUUCUAGAACACAUUACAGUUAUGCAUCAGUAGAAAUAUAAUUUAUAGCAUUCUGUAGUCUACUGUUUUUUUAUUGUGAUAGCCAUGAACUUUUCCCUUCAUCUGGAAGAGAAUAUCAGCCUGUAACAAAUGAGAAUCUUAUGUUUCUUUUUCAUCUUUAAAACAGAUUAUUCAUGUACUGUGGCUUGUUUUUGUUGUUUUGGCAACCAUCUCUCUCUCCUUUCAACUUCAAGAAUACUUAAAAUGGAUUAAGAAACAAACAACCCAUUUGUGUGUUUAUAUCCCACUUGGCAUUCUUUUGCUAAGUAAGGACACUUAAUUCCAGAUUUCCUCUUUUUUUUUUUUUUUUUUUUUUUCAAAGCUCACUUUUUAAGGAGACUUCCCUAUGACAGUACCACAUCCAAAAAGGGAUAACACUACAGGAACCUAAUUUGAGCAGUGGCUCUUUGGAGACUUGUAGUCCACGAAAAGUUUAUUGUAUUCUCUUUCUCGAGCAUGCAAACUCGGUGCUGCAAUAGCACAUAAAAACUUCAUAUCAAAAUUUACUUCCAAUUAAACAAUAAUAGUGUUAUAUGUGUGUCUGUGCAUGUUGUGUGUAUGUGUGUAUAAUUAAUAUUAUAUACAUGUGUAUAUAUUUCAUACUUAACAUUUAAAACAAUAUUUUAGUUGUAUAUUCAAAAUGAUGCAUUUCUCUAUGAUAUUAUAAAAGUAUUUUUGUAGUUGGGCCAUUUUUUCUAUUGUCCAUAGUUGGUAUAUUACUCAAUUAUCUAGAUAUUUUUGAUGUUAGUUUAGAACUUUUCAUAUUUCUAUCUUUUAUCCUCAUUGAUGUAUUUUUUGACUAUUUUUAUUUACUCUAAUCUGCCAUUUUAUUCCAUGCUUGCCUUUACAGUUGUAAGUAAUAAUUUUCUUUUUCGUAAUAAAUAUUUUAAUAUUGCUGCUGCUACCAUGAUAAAUGAUAAAUAAAAUUUAUUAACUCACUAA